AUGGGUAUAUUUAAUUGUUUUGUUAUUCUAUAUGAGUCAGUUUUAUAUGAACAGACAGAUGAUAUUGUUUCUUCACUUAUUGGACACCUGAAUGCAUCAUUCCUCUUCUUUCGGGACCUGUAUGGGCUUGAUGAUAGCUUGAUCUUUGAUACAUUUUUGCUGCCUCAUGCGGUUGCUAACUUGUCAAUGAAUGCAACAGGUUGUAAUUUAUUUUAUUAA
Messenger RNA from Meloidogyne enterolobii, 219 nucleotides. The record is from the annotation of a GenBank genome assembly. NCBI's taxonomy places the organism in Eukaryota, Metazoa, Nematoda, Chromadorea, Rhabditida, Meloidogynidae.